Ceratotherium simum simum (southern white rhinoceros) is the source of this 1632-nucleotide messenger RNA. It is a transcript of the gene FOXF1, whose product is annotated as forkhead box F1. NCBI's taxonomy places the organism in Eukaryota, Metazoa, Chordata, Mammalia, Perissodactyla, Rhinocerotidae. Gene Ontology annotation, molecular function: RNA polymerase II cis-regulatory region sequence-specific DNA binding; DNA-binding transcription factor activity, RNA polymerase II-specific. The record is from RefSeq and is a predicted model, not a curated record. Gene Ontology annotation, cellular component: nucleus. Gene Ontology annotation, biological process: regulation of transcription by RNA polymerase II; animal organ morphogenesis.
CCCGAGAAGCCGCCCUACUCGUACAUCGCGCUCAUCGUCAUGGCCAUCCAGAGCUCGCCCAGCAAGCGCCUGACGCUCAGCGAGAUCUACCAGUUCCUGCAGGCGCGCUUCCCCUUCUUCCGCGGCGCUUACCAGGGCUGGAAGAACUCCGUGCGCCACAACCUCUCGCUCAACGAGUGCUUCAUCAAGCUGCCCAAGGGCCUCGGGCGGCCGGGCAAGGGCCACUACUGGACCAUCGACCCGGCCAGCGAGUUCAUGUUCGAGGAGGGCUCCUUUCGGCGGCGGCCGCGCGGCUUCCGAAGGAAGUGCCAGGCGCUGAAGCCCAUGUACAGCAUGAUGAACGGGCUCGGCUUCAACCACCUCCCGGACACCUACGGCUUCCAGAGCUCAGCCGGCGGCCUCUCGUGCCCGCCCAACAGCCUGGCGCUCGAGGGCGGCCUGGGCAUGAUGAACGGCCACUUGCCGGGCAACGUGGACGGCAUGGCUUUGCCCAGCCACUCGGUGCCCCACCUGCCCGCCAACGGCGGCCACUCGUACAUGGGCAGCUGCGGCGGCGCGGCGGCCGGCGAGUACCCGCACCACGACAGCUCGGUGCCCGCGUCCCCGCUGCUGCCCGCGGCCGCCGGUGGGGUCAUGGAGCCGCACGCCGUCUACUCGGGCUCCCCGGCCGCCUGGCCGCCCUCGGCCUCCGCGGCGCUCAACAGCGGCGCCUCCUACAUCAAGCAGCAGCCCCUGUCCCCCUGCAAUCCCGCGGCUAACCCCCUGUCCGGCAGCCUCUCCACGCACUCCCUGGACCAGCCGUAUCUGCACCAGAACAGUCACAACGCCCCAGCUGAGCUGCAAGGCAUCCCGCGGUAUCACUCGCAGUCGCCCAGCAUGUGUGACCGAAAGGAGUUCGUCUUCUCUUUCAACACCAUGGCGUCCUCGUCCAUGCACUCGGCCGGCGGCGGCUCCUACUACCACCAGCAGGUCACCUACCAAGACAUCAAGCCGUGCGUGAUGUGAGGCCGCCGGGCCCUCCAGGCACGGGCCGGCCCGGCGCAGGACCUCGGAACACAUUGCCAGAAACUGCUUUAUUCUCGAGGUAUAACCGUCGGCAGAAGAAAAGGGUUUGACCCCUCCCCAACCGGAUUAUUUGGAAAGGAGUCCCCAAGGCAAAGACCCAGCGCAGUAGUCGGCACUUCCUCCCCCACUCCCUCAAAAAUUUUUAAAAAUGGUGGCGGCGGGGCCUGAUCUGACUGCAGCUGUUGGUAAAUAAAUAUCCAUUUUUGAUCCAAUUGAAACCGGCCGAGAAGGUGCUGUGUUGGGGAAACCCUCACCAUCUAAACAAGAUUCUGCUGCGGUCUCCCCCCUUCUCCUCCGAUGGCAAAAGUGGGGAAGGUUUAUAGAAAAAAGGCAAGCACGUGAGACCGUCACUAUCAAAUACUUUUAUUUUUUGAUUAUUUAUCUUUUUAUUUUUAAUUUUGUUGGAAAGAAUGUCUUGGAAUGCGCAAGUCUCCUUUUAGAGCCGUCUUUUGCAGGGAAGGGGGGGACGAGAAACCGCGCUCUCCCUCCCCACCUCAGAAGUCCUCCGUGACCGCAGGUGGAUCUUUGUGGGAACAACUUGCGUUUCUGAAGCCACUGUUCGUCUUA